Molecule: messenger RNA, 1663 nt
Organism: Cyprinus carpio (common carp)
Lineage: Eukaryota; Metazoa; Chordata; Actinopteri; Cypriniformes; Cyprinidae
Product: neurogenic differentiation factor 2
Biological process (GO): regulation of DNA-templated transcription; nervous system development
Molecular function (GO): protein dimerization activity
Source: RefSeq, a predicted model, not a curated record
AGCAGGUAUGUAACGCUGCCUGAUAGGAAUGCCACACCGCCUCGCUACAGUCCGGAGAAAGGAUAACUCGUACCGGAUCACAGACAAUUGAGCUUUUCUUCUUCUUAGUCUUCUUAGUGUAGUAGGUAACUAGCGUGAAGAUGGUGUAGACAUACGCGCCCUCACCCGUAGAGCACCAUAAACUAGUGCCGCUGCCAUGUUGACUAGAUUAUUCAACGAACCCUCACUGCUUCCGGACAUGCAGAAGUUCGGGGGUUGGGUGGAUGACAGCGGGAGCGAGGACUCCAAAAUCAAAGACGAGGAGCAGGAGCGCUGUCGCCUAGGCGACGAGGACUUGGACGAGGGCGAUGUGAAAGACGGGAGCAGCCGGGCUCAGUCGGAAACUGCAGGGGAGGAGGACGAUGAUGAGGAUGUUGAUGAAGAUGAUUGUGGAGAUGAUGGGGACGAAGACAUGCCCAAAAAACGUGGGCCAAAAAAACGCAUAAUGACACCGGCUAGGUUAGAGCGCACGAAAGUUCGGCGCCAAAAAGCAAACGCCAGAGAGCGCACGCGCAUGCACGAUCUAAAUUCAGCAUUGGACAAUCUACGCAAGGUUGUACCAUGCUAUUCAAAAACUCAGAAACUCUCCAAAAUUGAAACUCUAAGAUUGGCGAAGAACUACAUCUGGGCGCUGUCAGAAAUCCUGCGCAAUGGGAAGAGACCAGAUGUGGUUUCGUAUGUACAGACACUGUGCAAAGGCCUCUCCCAACCCACGACCAAUCUGGUGGCUGGGUGCCUCCAACUUAACUCAAGGAAUUUUCUAACGGAACAAUGUCAAGAGGGAGCGCGCUAUCACGUGCCUAACCCGUCGUUCUCCAUGCAUGCAUAUCCAUACCAAUGCUCCCGUCUAUCAAGCACACACUGUCAGUCAGGAUCCAGUGCACAUAACCUCCGAAAUCACUCUUUCUGUUCGGCCUAUGAGGCUCUGUACACCGAAGGCACGUCCCCAGAAUACAACAGUCCAGAUUACGAGAGUCACCACAGCCCUCCGGUGUGUGUAAAUGGUAACUUUGCUUUAAGACAACAGGAGUCACUGUCACCAGAUGCGGAAAGAGGUUAUCAAUAUUCCGUGCAUUACACCAAUCUGCAUGGCUCACGUUCCUCCGCUGCUCAUGGCCUUGCUUACGGCCCACCAGGAACUCGCAGCGUUCACUCAGAGAGCCUUCCACCGUUUCAUGAUGUACACGUGCACCACGAUCGGGCGCCUGCAUACGAGGAACUCAACGCCUUUUUUCACAAUUAGAUGAUUUUUCCGUGUUAAUAAAAAAAAAAAAAAAAAGAAAAGAAAACGGAAAAAAAGACAUGGAAAAGGAAAAGACAUUUCCACGUUCAAAACAUUAACUAAUUUAGUAGCAAUGUUUUACAUUAUUGGACAAUAAUCUUGAUUUUUUAAUAUUUCCAUAAUGAACAUUAAUGGACAAAAUAUGUAUAAAAUAAUUGAUUGAAUCCAACUGCUAAAAAGAUUUUACACAGUAGGAGUGCUAUUUAUGAUUAAAUCUAAUGUUUGAACCAUAAUGAAUAUAUUAUGUAAUAACUCAAGAAAAGAAAAAAAAAAAGUGAAAUGAACCAAAUUGUUAAAUGAAGUUUCAUGAUCAAAUAAAUAAAGACGCAUAAUGUUCCAGAA